AUGCGCGAAGUUCUCACUACCAGGGUCACGGCGCCAUUUCGGCUGCCCGACACAAUUGAGCCACGACACUACGCCAUUGAAAUCGAGCCAGAUCUCGAGGCCAGCACAUUUCAAGGACGGGUCUCGAUUCAGUUGCAUGUCGCGAAACCGACGCAGUACAUUGUUCUACACGCCGUCGGGCUCAACAUCAACAAAGCCAGAGUUGAACCCGAAGGCGGCAUCAUUUCGCAUCCUGCAGUGCACUACAAUCCCGACCAGGAGACGGCGUAUUUCAAGCUGGACAGGAAACUACACGCCGGCUCGCAGGCCAUUCUUUUCCUGCAAUAUGAUGGCAAAAUGGCACAAGUCGGGAACAUGGGCGGCUUGACUCCUACCCCAUACCAGUUCCCUGAUGGUACAGCAAAGAUGGGGUUCGAGACCAUGUUUGAGCCCACCAUGGCGAGAACCGUGUUCCCAUGCUUUGAUGAGCCGGCCUUGAAGGCGCAAUUCAGUGUCUCGCUGGUUGUGCCCUCGAGCCUGACCUGCCUGAGCAACAUGGAUAUUGUAUCAGAGAAAUUCGUCACAUCUGCAGCCGUCAAUGUCAAGAAACGUGUCUCGUUUGACAUUAGUCCGAAAAUGUCCACCUACCUCGUAGUCAUGGUAGCGGGCUACUUCAAAAUGAUCGAGACCAACAAGUUCCGCGUGCCCGUUCGCAUCUGGGCGGCCCUCGACAAGAACAUUGGCAAUGCUCAGUAUGCACUUGAUGUCGCAGUUGCCACCAUGGAAGCACAUGAGAGGAAUUUUGGCCUCAAGUAUCCACUGCCGAAGCUUGAUCUUGUUGCCAUUCCAGGACACCAAGGCGGUAUGGAACACUGGGGUUGCGUGACAUAUCAAGAGCAUGGUCUUCUCCUUCCCGAAAACCCAUCCGAAUACGACAAAAUCCUGGUCGUAUCACUCAUGACUCACGAGCUCGCGCAUCAGUGGUUUGGUAAUAUCGUUACCAUGAAGUUCUGGGACUCGUUAUGGCUCAACGAGGCCUUUGCCGAGUGGGCGGCCCUUCACACCGUGUCCGAGUUGCUGCCCAACUACAAUGCAUGGGCAGCCUUUGUGGCCAUGUCUCCGGAUGUUCCACGCGCGGGUGGCUUCCAGACGGCCAUGGAGCUCGAUGCCAACAUUGGAAGUCACCCCAUCCAGGAUCCCAAUAUAUCAGCGGGCUCUGCCUUUGACUCCAUCACCUACCUCAAAGGCUGCAGUGUCAUUCGCAUGAUGGCGGAGACUUUGGGUGUCGAUGUCUUUUUGCAAGGCAUCAGGCUAUAUCUAGGAAGAUACGAGUACAGCAAUGCCACGACUAAACAGCUCUGGGAUGCUCUGAGCGAGGUCAGCGGCCGCAAUGUGGCAGAUAUCAUGACGUCCUGGACCCAGAACGUCGGCUUUCCGCUCUUGACAGUCAAUGAACUCCGCCCAACAGGAGAGAUUGUGGUAACCCAACAUCGGUUCCUACAAAACGGGGAUAUUGAGGCAGACACUGCUCCUUACCCGGUCUUGAUACGGAUGCGAGAGCCCGAUUCCGUAACCACCCAUUUGAUGGCUGGUGAAAGCACAAAGAUUGCCGUAAACCCGUUCAAGUACAAGCUGAAUGCAAACACGGGAGGGUUUUAUCGCGUGGCAUACCCUUUGUCGCGGAUCCACAAAUUCCAAGUACAAUUUGCCGGCGAUUAUCUUUCCAUUGAGGACAAGAUAGGCAUCGUUGCGGACCUAGGAGCCAUUGUUGCGACUGGAUCAGCAAUGAGGAAUCUGAACCUGGCCGACUUCUUGAACUUUCUUUUCCGCAUCAAGGACCACGUCGACAAUCUGUAUGUGUGGAGUGAAGUGCUGGGACAACUACAAAAAGUCCAAGCCGCGUUCAUGUUUGAAGGCAAUGAAGUUCUCGGGGUACUGAAAACAGCGCGGCAUCGAUUGGUAGCCCACCUUAUUGACAGAGGGCUGCUCACAUUCAAGUCCACUGAUUCAACAGAGGAGACACUCCUGAAAGCUUUGCUGUUCAGUCAGCUCAAGGACCACGCCGAGGUUCAAAAACGAGCAAAGAAGGCUUGGGAAAACUUGCUGUCUGGGGACAAGAAUGCGCUCAACCCAAACGUGAGGGGUAGAAUCUUUGAAACUGUGGUCUAUAUGGAUGACACGGAUGAAACGUGGAACCAGCUCAAGUCGAUUGCUCUGAAAGGAUCAUAUAUUCACUCGGGCGAUCCAAGUGCGCCCCUGGAAGCUUUUCAGUCCCUGGGUGUAUCGCCCCAACCAGAACUCAUUGAGCGUGCUCUUGAUCUGAUUACUCCAUCAAAGUCAUCCGUAGAAUCCGUUACACUGGCAAAAAGGACCACACCAUUCGUCCUAAACUGGUCGGCGCGCUUAAAGGUUUUGAGAGCCUUGCAGACUCACCCCAAUGGUGCAAUUGCCGGAUGGAACUGGUUGCGCAAGAACUGGGACUCAUUACGCCGGGCUCGUCAAGGGCAAAUUGGUGGCUAUGAUUUCAUCGAGUAUGCACUUGGGGGGCUUGCGACCUCAGCCCAAUUGUCCGAGGUUGAAUGUUUCUUCGCAGACAAGAAGGACUCGUCGUUUGAAAUGCUUCUCACUCAAGCAAUCGACAAGAUACGCGCCAGGGCCAGAUUUGUCGAAGCAGAUCGGGAGGCGUUGUUACAAUGGGCAAGGCAGGGCGGAUUUGACGUCAACGAUUAG
This is a messenger RNA of Pestalotiopsis fici W106-1, 2709 nucleotides long. RefSeq lists its product as uncharacterized. Gene Ontology annotation, cellular component: cytoplasm. Gene Ontology annotation, biological process: peptide catabolic process; proteolysis. Bases 1 to 2709 code for a protein of 902 amino acids. Lineage: Eukaryota; Fungi; Ascomycota; Sordariomycetes; Amphisphaeriales; Sporocadaceae. The transcript is spliced from 4 exons. The record is from RefSeq and is a predicted model, not a curated record. Gene Ontology annotation, molecular function: zinc ion binding; peptide binding; metalloaminopeptidase activity.